Messenger RNA from Gavia stellata (red-throated loon), 765 nucleotides. It is a transcript of the gene CFAP299, whose product is annotated as cilia and flagella associated protein 299. The record is from RefSeq and is a predicted model, not a curated record. The transcript is spliced from 7 exons. Bases 1 to 765 code for a protein of 254 amino acids. NCBI's taxonomy places the organism in Eukaryota, Metazoa, Chordata, Aves, Gaviiformes, Gaviidae.
AUGUCGCAGCCCAGGGCCCUGCAGCGGCGCCCGCUGAGCCGUUGCGCCGCCGCCGCCUCGCCGUUGCCACGGACGCGCCGGAGGGAGGGAGGGAUGGCGCUGGCCGCCGCUCCCCUGUCCUGCACCUACGAGGAGUACCUGGAGUCGCAGCUGACGGCGCGGGACCUGCGCUACCUGGAGAGCGAAGCGGUGCGGCGGCAGGUGGUGGAUCUGGGCCUCUGCGGCUCCGGGGACGUGCUGUGGCGAGAGGAGUUCGAGGCCCCGGCGGCGGCGGCCGCGGGACUGCCGGCAGCGGCCCCCCGGACGUCACUAUCAAGUGUAGGAGAAGAACUGAAAGAUAACUUUUUGUGGGCCCUGGCAGAAAGAGAGGAAGCCAAUCGUACUGGAAAAAUUUCUUCCAUAAUAUUCAUUCGGGACCGAAAUUCUCGUUGCCAAGAGGUGUCUGCAUACAUUGACUAUGCACACAGACUGACAACAGAUGAUUUUGAAGUCUGCUUCAGUGGGAAGAAAAGACUUUUUCCUCGGAACACUGAUCUGAGCUUUUACAACUGGGAUAGAAAUGUCAGCACUUCAAAUUCCAGCCCAAAUUACCAAGUGAUUGCAGAAAAUGCCUGUGGACUACUCUUCAAGAACAAAAGUGAUGGGAAAAUAAUAAAUGUGGACUCCAAGGCUUACCCAGGAGACAACACAACACGGACGCCUGUUGAAACAGAUCUCUAUCUCCAUGUUGUUAUCUAUGACCAUAUUGUCAGAAGAGGGACCUAA